GCCCUUCGCAGCCCGCGGCGGCCGCCAGGUUGUUCCUCAGACUGUCAGAUAAAGCAGCGGCCCGGCCAGUGGGGCGGCGGAGAGCACGGCCCGGGCCGGACAUGGCGGCUCUCUACGCCUGCACCAAGUGCCACCAGCGCUUCCCCUUCGAGGCGCUGUCUCAGGGGCAGCAGCUGUGCAAGGAAUGUCGGAUUGCUCACCCUGUUGUGAAGUGCACCUACUGCAGGACCGAAUACCAGCAGGAGAGUAAAACCAAUACAAUAUGCAAGAAAUGUGCUCAGAAUGUGCAGUUGUAUGGAACACCCAAGCCUUGUCAGUAUUGCAACAUAAUUGCAGCUUUUAUUGGCAAUAAAUGCCAGCGCUGCACAAAUUCAGAGAAAAAGUAUGGACCACCUUAUUCCUGUGAGCAGUGUAAGCAGCAGUGCGCAUUUGACAGGAAGGACGACAGGAAGAAGGUAGAUGGGAAGUUGCUGUGCUGGCUGUGCACACUCUCAUAUAAGCGUGUCCUUCAGAAAACCAAAGAGCAGAGGAAACACCUGAGCAGUUCUCGUGCCAGCCAUCAGGAGAAGGAGCAGUACAGCCGCCUAAGUGCUGGCAGCCACUAUAAUAGCCAGAAAACGCUUUCUACAUCUUCACUUCAAAAUGAAAUCCCAAAGAAAAAAUCCAAGUUUGAGUCAAUCACAACUAAUGGAGACAGCGAUGCUUCCUCUCAUGAGCUGCUUUGUCCUAAUAUCCAGAGCCCGUCUGUGUUGGUGCAGUGGGCUGCUUCCCAACAGAGUCUUGGAACCAACCAUUUUCCUGUUCCUCCAGGCCCAGGCAUCCUGAACUUUUCCCCAGACUUGGCUCUGGACUCGCCAGGCACUGACCACUUUGUCAUCAUUGCCCAACUGAAGGAAGAAGUGGCUACUCUGAAGAAGAUGCUGCAUCAAAAGGAUCAGAUGAUCCUAGAGAAAGAGAAGAAGAUUACAGAGCUGAAGGCUGAUUUUCAGUACCAGGAAUCCCAGAUGAGGGCCAAAAUGAACCAGAUGGAGAAAGCCCACAAAGAAGCCACAGAGCAAUUGCAGGCCAAAAACCGAGAGCUCCUGAAGCAGGCAGCCGCCUUGUCCAAGAGCAAGAAAUCUGAGAAGUCAGGCGCUAUAACCUCUCCAUGACAGACCAAAGGAGGCUCCCAGCAACAGCAGACAGUUGUUCUGGGUUAGGGUUGGCGCUAGCUGUUCUCUGGGAAUUGCAAGGUUUCUUACAAAAUCUCUAUUUUAUUAUAAUUAUCCUCCUUCGGUCGAAUGUAGUGGGCUGAGUGAGAACAUCUGGUUGUGGUGUGUUAAGACUGCAUGCUGAGUGUUUGGGGUUUCAGGCCAGUUCUUCCCUCUCUUCCUUAUCUUCCCUCAUCUUCCUCUUCACUCCUUUUCUCCUGUUCUAGCCUCCUCCUCUUCCUCUCCUCCCUCCCUCUACUCCCUCUGUCUCUUUUGGUACUCUGUUUUCUGUGGUGGUCACUGCUUAGUGUUGUGUGCAGAAUGUUUUCUCUCCAUCGUUGCAUCCUGCCAUACCCAUGAACAGUCUGGCAUCAACUGUGUCUCACUGCCACCCUCUGAACUUUGAAAACUGCCACCUUAAGACUGUACAGGGAGAGAGGCUUUCUCUCUCCAAUAAAUCUCUGCUUCAGGGUGUACUCUUGGGUUUUUUCCAGGUGUAUUAUGUACGAACUUUGUACUAUAUAGACAGAGUUUUAUUUAUUUUUUAAAAAAAGGAAACUUUUUCUUGAUAAAGGAAUAAUGGUAGCCUAGCUAAUUCUUGUAAAUGCGAUCCCUCUUGGAAAAAUAAAACAAAAUCAGUCCUGUUUGCUAGCUUUUAGUAAAGAAUCGGGUCUUUUCUUUGUUGUUACCUUGGAGUCUUAAAAACUGAUUGCUAAGGUAAAGUGUUUGAUGUGUAAGGAUGGAGUUAAGUGCCUUUUGGAGGAUUUUGUGGAAACGUUUGAGGAGAGACUGAGGAAGGUUGCAAAGAUUUGAACAAUCUGUCCUUUUAAAUGAGGGCAGAAAGAAAGGUUGUCCAGGUUGUACUGGACACUGCCUCCUCUACCCUCCUUGUUCUUUUCUGCAACUGAUUUUAAAUUCCCACACUGCCACUUUUUGUAAAAUGCGUGCCCUUCUCUUGCUUAUGCCAGCUGUCAUGUCAGGCCGUUGUCAGAACACGUUUUUUUUUUUUACAGGAGCAGAUUCAAUUGAGAUAAUAUGAACUCUAGAGCGCUUCUUGGGGUUAGUAUGGGCUGCUCAGGUGCAGGCUGAAAGCUAACUGGGGGAAGCAUCACUGUGCUUUCUUCCCACUCCUUGCCCUGCCCUGUGCACUCCCUGCUUUAAUGGAAAUGUUUAGGAAACAAGCACUUCUUGAAAGUGGCUGGGCCAGCGUUGUAUGGAACCUGUUGACCUGUAGGCACAUGGAAAGGGGCAUAAGUUCGCAUUGCUCUCUGCACUGUCCACGGGAUAUUUACGAAAGAAACUAGAGACGUGUGAUAUCUGCCAUGGCACAGGACAAAACUACCCUGAAAUCAUUCAUGCAGGCAGGUACUGAGUUACGAGCUAUCAUGAAGGCAGGUGACAUUUGUACCUCAGGCCUCUGACACUGUAACAGUCACUUCACCUUGUUAGAAGCAAACGGUCUGUAAUUGGUGAUUGUUCUCAGAAGAGGAGCCGCACAGAGUUGGACAGAGGCGGCAGUGAGGGGCUUCUCCCUGAUAGGAGAUAUGAUGGACCAUGUUGCUUAUAUAUUACCCCAGUUUGGGAUGUCAUUUUCCCUUCUCAGCAAGGGAAGCUGCCGUGCUAAAUAGUUUUGUAACUUUUUGAAUGAGAAACUUUUAGGUAAAGAUAAACUGUUACAAUAUUUUUCAGAUGCAUUUGUGUUGGCUAUGGGAAAAGAUGGUAGAAAAAAACAAGUCAUGGUUUUUGAAAAAAAAAUUUAAAGACUGAGAAAUUCUGUUAAAUGUGACAAUAUAAAAACAUUCAUUUAGUUUUAUACUAAAUCUUUUUUUAAGGUCUUCAGCAUUUAAUAUAAAGCAAACCCACACGUUUUCUAACUUUACCAUGCAUUCCUAAAUGGGAAAGAAGAACCCUCAGUCUUGAAAUUUUGAUUUAAAAAAAAAAAUCAUGAUAGCGUUUCACCGUGAAAUUGAGUAGCUAACUUUUGGUAACACCUUUUGUUUCUUUGUAUGUUUGUAAUAAUGGACAUUUUAAAAUACAGGAAUGUUUUGGUUUGUACAGACUUUGACAAUGUGUGUUAAUAAAAAUUCAUAUUGACUCAAGUAUAA
This is a messenger RNA of Nannospalax galili (Upper Galilee mountains blind mole rat), 3295 nucleotides long. RefSeq names its product family with sequence similarity 76 member A (gene Fam76a). Bases 102 to 1151 code for a protein of 349 amino acids. The transcript is spliced from 10 exons. Lineage: Eukaryota; Metazoa; Chordata; Mammalia; Rodentia; Spalacidae. The record is from RefSeq and is a predicted model, not a curated record.